Symbiodinium natans is the source of this 1407-nucleotide messenger RNA. NCBI's taxonomy places the organism in Eukaryota, Dinophyceae, Suessiales, Symbiodiniaceae. The record is from the annotation of a GenBank genome assembly.
AUGGAUCCGGCUCCGAUCCAGCUCAAGGUGUUGAUGGUACGUGUUAUUGGGGGCUCGGAGAUGGAAUUCACGAAGGACGAUAUCAGAUCUUUGGCAAACAAGACGAAAGGAAUUCAAACAUCCAACACAUCCCACUGCGCUGCCCGAAAGCAGGGGCUGAAAGCCAUAAGCCAAGAUCUGCCGCUGGAGCAGUGGCCCGCGGAUGUUGUCUGCUUCGCAGGCAUCACGCAGCUGCUAGUUGACUUGCACGUGAUCCUACUGGUGUGGGAUAAGAUCAAGGUUGAUACGUCUGACCUGGGAGCGAACGUGUCGGUGAUUUAUGCUUACAAAAGCCGGAAGAUCGAUGCUUGGCUGUCUCAUCUGAAUGCGACCAUUGUAUCAGCAUACGACUACGUGUGGCUGGCAGAUGGGGAUGUGAAAAUCUCGGUGGUGAACUGGUUUGCUUUUUGGACUCAUAUGCUGUAUUUUCAGCCACAGAUUGCCCAGCCGGGCAUCGUGGCAUUUGACAAAGAUCAAGGGAAGACGGAUUUCUGGUCGAAGCAGAUGAAAAAAUGGUACAAGAAAUAUGGGCACAAUCCAACGGAGGUCCGUGGGAGCGAUCACGAAAUUCUCCGGAUUCCAGCCGAUGACGAGGCUGGGACGAUGAACAUCGAUCCCAGUUUGAUUGCUGCGGACGUGGGGAUCAUUGAGAUCAUGGCGCCCGUGUUGACCGCUCGGGCAUGGUUACACUUCAGAGAGGAACUUCUGAGAAGACCAAAAGCCAUGGAGUGGAUUGAAAAGGGCGCCACAUGGUGCGUGGAUCUCAAGUGGUGCGAGUGGGCGCGUACAGCUCUUGGUCUGGAAGUCGCCGAACCGGACGUCCCGAUCCGGCGGUAUCAAGAAUCCCUUCAGGGCCGUGCACAUGGCGAACGGCUGUGGGGCUCGCGCGAGGCGUCUGCCUGUUUGGUCUUUUACCAGACACCUGUACGUCAUCACAACUUUCGUUCACUGAAGAAGUUGACGAAAGCUUUCGACCAGAAGAACUCCGAGUUGUGCCGCGAACUUGAAGUGGAGCUGAGGAAUACGACACUUCACCGCGCAUAUCGCGCUUUCUACGAGUCAGAUCUUAGAGCCACCUCGUCGUUCACUGGCAUUCUGACUUUGCAAAGCUCGCUGCUGCACUCAAAACAACAAAAUCGUCAAGCUGUAGAUGCUGUAGUUGGUUCUAUGGAGGGGCUCGGGCCUCGGAUCCAGCAUGUUCAAGGAAUUUCAAGGUUUCAGGUAGCUUUGAAAGGUCCAAGGAGCAGCCGCGUGCGCAGAUGUACGUGUCCAGGAUACUCACGGGCCAACUCGAACGUUAAAACCAGUAAUGAAGACAUGGUGCUGAUACUUAGGCGGCAGCUUGUCAUUGGAAUAUCUCUGCUUUGA